Daphnia pulicaria is the source of this 1692-nucleotide messenger RNA. RefSeq names its product prolyl 3-hydroxylase OGFOD1-like (gene sud1). NCBI's taxonomy places the organism in Eukaryota, Metazoa, Arthropoda, Branchiopoda, Diplostraca, Daphniidae. The record is from RefSeq and is a predicted model, not a curated record. Gene Ontology annotation, molecular function: L-ascorbic acid binding; peptidyl-proline dioxygenase activity; iron ion binding. Gene Ontology annotation, biological process: peptidyl-proline hydroxylation; regulation of translational termination. The coding region runs from base 64 to 1647 and encodes 527 amino acids. The transcript has 8 exons. Gene Ontology annotation, cellular component: cytoplasm.
AUUUUUCCGUGCCAUUUAUCACGUGCAUUUGAAAUGAACGUAUAAUUUGACGUUACUUAUAUUAUGAAUCCGGCAAAGAAAUUCAAGGGAAAACAUUUGCAAACUAAAUCAGCUCAUUCGAGCCGACAAUGGCAAGUUACAGAUUUAGUACAGCCUCUGUUUAAUUCAAAUUAUAACACAGAAGAAUUUCUUCGAGCAGCGGCGGACGCCUGGUCUCUGCCAGAGAGACAGGAUAAACAAGUCCAAUUAGCGGAAACCAAAUGUCUUGUGUGUAAAAAUCCCUUCAACUGCUGUCAGCUUCGUAAUUUCGUAGAUGACGACAGUUUUCUUCACCAACUAAAGCAUGAGCUGCUUUCACUUAAUUUUCAUGAAAGAAACAAUGACUUGUACAAGUUCCACCAAUCUCAGGAUCUCAAGAAAGUUACAACCGCAGCUGUGUCUGCUCUUAAGAAAUUUCUGUACACAGACUUCCGUCAGUGGCUCAUCCAAGUCACAGGAAUAGAGUUGAAUGCAACAGUUGACAUGAGCUGUGCACGCUACAACCACACAGAUGUCUUGCUUUGUCAUGAUGAUGAACUUGAAGGGAGGAGAAUUGCUUACAUUCUGUACCUUGUUGAUGAAGACUGGACCUCUGCAGAUGGGGGGAACUUGGAUUUAUACAGUGUUGAUGAGAGGAAACAACCAGACAGAAUAGUCACAUCUUUGCUUCCAGUAUGGAACAGUUUAGCCUUCUUUGCUGUCACCCCAACAUCAUUCCACCAGGUGUCUGAAGUCUUGGCAGCAAGUAGUAACAAGUGUCGUUUGUCUGUAAGUGGCUGGUUCCACGGGAAGCCUUUCAAGCGACCUCCAACGUACGUCGAACCUGUUAAACAUUUAUCGAAACCGGAAGAUAUGGACGAGGAUGACUUCUACACGUGGAUAAGCCCGGCGUAUCUUGACCCUUCGACCCAGGGAGACGUGCAGUCAACAUUUAGCGACAAGUCAGAAAUCCAGUUGCAAGAGUUCAUUCAACCCGACAAGUACGGGCAACUAUGCGAAGCUCUGCAUUCAAUAGAUGCUUCUGACUGGAUAACGCAGGGUCCAGCCAACAAAAGAAAUUACGAAUGUUCCGAAUCUACCUCUUCAGUUGUUUUAAAUGAAGCAAGAAAAUUUUUCCAGUCCGAAGCUUUUUUCCUCGUGCUAUCAAACCUCACAGGUUUAAAAUUGCAUCGACUGGCAUCAACACCCAGCAGCAGUGAGAAUGAAAGUUCAUCUGAUGAAAAACCGAGCAACGGAACUUCAAAAUCCAAAAAGGGGUCGUCCAGUGAUAUCGAUCCUUGCUGCAGGCUUCAGGUUUCACGCUGGCAAACCGGUUGUUAUACUAUGUUAAGUGAUGAGGAUGCACAUGGCAGUGAAUACGCCUUGGAUGUUUGGUUCUUCCUGUCAGCAGAUCACUGGCAGUUGCCCCACGGCGGACAAGUUUCUUAUAUCGCCAGGGGUGAAGAUGAAGAGUUACUUACAAUUUGCCCGUCAAAUAACUGCCUGGCUCUUGUCUAUCGAGAUCAGGAUACGAUGCGUUUUGUGAAACACAUAAAUUCACUCAGUGGCGACCUUAAGCAUUUUACCAUUAAUGGUGUGUAUUAUGACCGGCCACCGAAUAGAGAGUGACUCAUCGCUGUCAAUUUGUGAGACAAAUACAUUUCUUCUACACGA